Molecule: messenger RNA, 315 nt
Organism: Funneliformis caledonium
Lineage: Eukaryota; Fungi; Glomeromycota; Glomeromycetes; Glomerales; Glomeraceae
Source: the annotation of a GenBank genome assembly
AAAAUCACGUUCAACGCCAUACAAUCCGGCUCAAAUAAAUUAAAGAUCCAUAUAUUACAAGAAGGAGCUGCUAUAUUUUCCGAAUUAUUACCUAUUAACGUUAAGGGGAACGACACACUUGGAUCAAAAAGCGAGAUAAUAAAGCAACUACAUCGACCAAAAGAAAACCUCGAGCAUUUUUUCGGAUAUAUAAUAGUAGUCAUAGGCCAUAGUUUCAAACUUUUUACCAUCGAAGAACUCGGAUGUUAUCUUUUGAACCUUGGAAAAUACGUGAUAUCAUGUCUUAAAUUUUUUAGAUCUCCUCAAUGUAGAUAG